Molecule: messenger RNA, 3639 nt
Organism: Octopus bimaculoides (California two-spot octopus)
Lineage: Eukaryota; Metazoa; Mollusca; Cephalopoda; Octopoda; Octopodidae
Biological process (GO): regulation of transcription by RNA polymerase II
Cellular component (GO): nucleus
Molecular function (GO): DNA-binding transcription factor activity, RNA polymerase II-specific; RNA polymerase II cis-regulatory region sequence-specific DNA binding
Source: RefSeq, a predicted model, not a curated record
AUGUACACAGUCACACUAGAGAAAGGCUUUUUCAUUGUGAAAUCUUUUAGCAAUAAAAGGACGAACAAAUACAAACAAGCGAAAAAUCUUUUAACGGCCAAAUGGAGCACCCUAACUAAACACAAACGCAUUCAUACAGGGGAGAAACCAUUUCACUGUGACGUCUGCGGUAAAUCAUUUUCUGGAAGUAGUGACUUGACUCAACAUAAGCGCUUUCAUACAGGUGAAAAACCAUAUCAGUGUGAUAUCUGUAGUAAAUCAUUCUCACAAAGUACUCACUUGACUGUACACAGGCGUAUUCACACAGGGGAAAAACCAUAUCAGUGUAAUAUCUGUGGUAAAUCGUUUGUUGAAAGCAGCCCCUUAACUGUUCAUAAGCGCAUUCAUACAGGAGAGAAACCAUUUCACUGUGAGGUGUGUGGUAAAUCAUUUUCUCGAAGGAGCACCCUAACUAAACACAAACGCAUUCAUACAGGGGAGAAACCAUUUCACUGUGACGUCUGCGGUAAAUCAUUUUCUGGAAGUAGUGACUUGACUCAACAUAAGCGCUUUCAUACAGGUGAAAAACCAUAUCAGUGUGAUAUCUGUAGUAAAUCAUUCUCACAAAGUACUCACUUGACUGUACACAGGCGUAUUCACACAGGGGAAAAACCAUAUCAGUGUAAUAUCUGUGGUAAAUCGUUCGCUGAAAGCAGUCCCUUAACUGUUCAUAAGCGCAUUCAUACAGGAGAGAAACCAUUUCACUGUGAUGUCUGUAACAAAUCAUUUUCUCAAAGUAGUGAUUUAGCUGGUCACAAACGUAUUCAUACAGGAGAGAAACUAUAUCUAUGUGAUAUUUGUGGUAAAUCUUUCUCUUGCUUAAAUGGCUUAAAUAUUCAUAAAUAUGUUCAUUCUGAAAAGAAGCCAUCUGACUGUGAUAUCUGUGGUAAAUCAUUUUCGUAUAAUUACUUAAAGAGACAUAAACUUAAGCAUAGAGUUUAGAAACCAUAUCAGUAUGUCAUCAUCAUUUAACAUCCAUUUUCUAUGCUCGCGUGGGUUUGACGAUUUGACUGAAAGCUGGUAAACCGGGGAGCUAAACCAGAUUCCAAUCUGAUUUGGCAUGGUUCCUAUGGCUGGAUGCCCUUCCUAACACCAAGAGUCUAGUGAGUGUUUUUUAUGUGCCUUUGAUGUGACACCGGCAUCAAUCUCACUUGGCUUGACAGGUCUUCAGAAGCACGGUAUAUCGCCAAAGUUCUCAGUCACCUGUCCCUGCGUCCAUGAGGCCCAAAGCUCAAAUGGUGCUUUUUACAUACCACCAGCACAAGUGCCAGUCAGAUGACUCUAGCAUUGGCCACGACUUCAAUUUCAAAUUGACAGGUUUUCUAAAGCACAACAUAUCACCCAACGUUUGAAGGGUGCUUUUUAUGUGCCAGCUAAACAACACUGGCAUCAGCCUUAUCAUCAGUUGUUCAAGUUUCUGUCUAUGAUAAUGAGGUUAUUGUCAGGUGUUGACGGAGUCUGCUGAAAGAUCUCAUAAAGGAACUCCUGUAUUUCUGACAGUCUUGUCAUCAGUAGGGGUAGAAGCUGUCUGAACUUUGCCCAGGCAAUUCUUAUUCUAGUGGUAACACUCUCUGAGCAUCCACCUCCACUACUGUCUUGGUCCCCUAAGUAGCAGAAACUACCAACUACUUCUAGUUUUUCCCCCUGGCAUGUGAUGGAAUCUGUUUUCUGAGCAUCUGUGAUGUUUAUUGCCCCUGUGCAUCUGCCACACACGAAAGCUAUCUUCCCAGUUAAUCUUCCUUUGAUGUUGCUGCACCUCUUAUGUAUCCAUAGCUUACAUUUAUGGAGUUUCUACUUACACCUUUUCUACAGAUUGAGCAGGGUCACCUACCUGAAGGGGUGUGUGGUGUGUUCGCCUUCCUGCUUACUAGAACUUUGGUCUUUGCAACAUUGACUUUAUGGUCCUUCAACCUUGCUUCCAUGCCUGGAAUUUCUUCUCUAGUUCUGGUACUGAUUCUGCUAUGAGGGCCAGGUCAUCAGCAUAGAGGAGCUCCCAGGGGCAACCUGUCUUGAAUUCCUCUGGUAUUGCCUGGAGGACUACCUGGAAUUCUUCACUAUACUCAUUGCCAACCCUAACCUUAUUAAUGGCGUCUCUGUGGAGGGCCUGUAUAGCCCUUAUUAACCAUUCAUCAAUCCCCAGCUUCCGCAUCACCCACCAGAUAAAGGAUCAGGGGAUCCUGUUAAAGGCUUUCUCCAAAUCCACAAAAGCCAAGUAUAGGGGGUUUAUCUUUGGCUAGGUGUUUCUCCUGCAUUUGCUGUACCAGGAAUAUAGCAUCAGUGGUGCUUCUACCUGGCACAAAACCGAACUGCAUCUCAUCUAAGCGGACUCUCUCCUUAAUUAGUUGGGCUGUGACCUUCAUCACCUGAUCCAGCAGUUUGAUACCCCUGUAGUUAUUUCUAUCUAAAGCAUCACCUUUACCCCUGUAGCAGUUGACUAUGGUGCUGCUAUGCCAGUCAUUGAGUAUGACUCCAUCAUGAACUACCUGGUUUACAAUACGGGUGACUAGGCCAUAGCUCACACCACCAGAUGUUUUAAGCAUCUCAGCAGUGAUUCCUAAUGGGCUGGGGGCUUUUCCUGGAUUCAUACCCUUAAUUGCUUUAUCUACCAGGGAGCUGUCUAUUCAGAUAGCUGGUCCCUCUACUGGGUCAACAUUUGGCAGGCUCCCCUCCUCCCAUUCAUUCUCCACAUUCAGCAGUCUUUCAUAAUGGCGCUUCUCCAAGCCUCUUUCUUUUCAGAAUCAUUAAAAGCAAGUGCACCAUCAUCCAUGUGGACACAUUUCUCUCCUGUGACAUCACAGUUUUGUCUCACACACUGUCUUGCAAUCCGAAAUACUUCAGUUCUUUGACCCUCACAUCACUGGACAUCAUCUUGAAUAAUUUCACCAUCAAUGUCUGCCUAAGUAAAUCCUUCAAAAUCAUUGUCUGAGUCAGAAUCAAACAAGAUUUCUUUCAGAAAAGCUUCAAAUGCAGGAGUGGCCAUUUACAUUCAGUAAAAAUAAAAUCUAAAAGAAACUGCAAUCGAUUUUGAAGAUUGGUUACCUCGUGCUUAGAAUAUAAACAAUGAAAAUAACACCAGAAAAGAAAAGUUUAGCCUCAUUCUGAAUCAAACGUACCCUGUUUAUUGGAAAUAAACUUAGCAAUGUGACAAAAUGCAGCUACAAGGAAAGAAACUCAUGUGGAGAACAGUGCAGAGAAGGUUUAAAAUUCAUCCUACAAGAUAAAUAUACAUGACUAUACAACCCCUUCUUUCAUACUUUAACCUCUUAUCUCCCUCUUUAAUGUAGCUCUGCUCAGUCGAAGGGGAUUUCAGUCUUGCACGCUGCAUAGUAGCUUCAUUGGUACUAGUAUCAUGACAAAAGCACCCAGUGCACUAAGUGAAGUGAUUGGUGUUAGCAAGGCCACCCAGCUGCAGAAGCAAUGCCAGAGUAAAUACUAGAAGACAAAGCAGUCCCUGGACCUGUCAACAUGUUCAAGCCAUGCGAUCUUUGAAGGUGGAAAUUAGAUGAUGAUUAUGCUUUGGCACAGGAAAAAUGAUAUGACUGAUAACAAUAUUUCAUAUUUUCUGUAGCUAUAUAUACAAUAAAAGAUGAUAUAAUUGAA